AUGCAGCCAUCUUUAGUACUUACACAAACAGUGCCAUUAAACAUCAUAUUUCCCCUAUGUGUUAUCCGUACUUUUGCAUUCGAUUUUGCUCCUAGUAAUGUUCCAAAAGCAGAUGGACGACCACUUUUUAUCUCAUCGAAUACAGCAAUAUUUUCUAUUGUCGGUACAAUCUAUGGAGGCAAUGGUGUAUCAUAUUUUACUCUGCCCAAUUUGCAAGGUAUUGCGAUCAUCAGUAUGGGGCAAGGUAAUGACUUAUCUUUUUAUAAUAUCGGUGACCAGAUUGGAAGUCAACAAGUUAUAUUGAUCAUGAAUCAAAUGCCGGCGCAUGCGCACUCAAUUCCGAAUUCAUUUGAUUUCACAGGCGUAACAGGUGGACUACAACCGUUCUCUAAUAUUCAACCAUCAUUGUCAAUGAACUAUCUUAUUUGCAUAGCCGGCAUUUUCCCCUCACGUGAUUCCACUAUUUCACAGUUGCCUUUCAUCGGUCAAAUUGUUCCUUAUACUGGAUCUACUAUCCCAAAUGGGUGGGCACUAGCCGCUGGAACUCUAUUACCAAUUCAGACAAAUACAGCUCUAUUCUCUAUAAUCGGUACUACGUAUGGAGGCGACGGUCGGUCUACUUUUCGUUUACCUGACUUAAGAGGUAGGGUAGCCGUGGGUGUAGCCCCUGGAUCAAAUACACAGCUUGGUGGUACCAAUGGCGCAGAAUUUGUAACUUUGACUGACAACAACUUACCUUCACAUCAGCAUAGUCUAGCCGGUAGUAAGUAUAAUGCCAGUGAAACGGAUGCUAAAGGUGCUGGACAGCCACUAGAUAAUAGACAACCUUUUUUGGGCAUUACUUAUCUUAUAUCAUUGGCCGGAAUCUUUCCAUCACGCGAUGGUGGCAGCGUAGAUCCUCAAACAUCAUACCUAGGAGAGAUAUUUACCUUCGCUGGUAACUAUGCACCUCAAAGUUGUGCUUUUGCCGAUGGCAGACUACUGUCGAUCUCGCAAAAUCAAGCUCUCUUUGCUUUAAUUGGGACAAUGUAUGGUGGUAAUGGACAAACGACUUUUGCCUUACCUGAUCUUCGUGAUCGAGUCCCCAUUGGUUCUGGGGGAGGUUUUAGUGUUGGACAACAGCUUGGUUCAUCAACUGUAACACUGACAACUGAUCAAAUACCAGCUCAUACUCAUAGUCUUAACCCAUAA
Rotaria sp. Silwood2 is the source of this 1191-nucleotide messenger RNA. The record is from the annotation of a GenBank genome assembly. NCBI's taxonomy places the organism in Eukaryota, Metazoa, Rotifera, Eurotatoria, Philodinida, Philodinidae.